AUGCCUGCCAUCCACAACAACCCGCCUCCGGGCGUUGACUCGCCCAACCCUGACCCCGAGCCGCCGCCAGCGCAGGAGAUGCCCAAAAAGACUCCGGACGUGUCGCAGUUUCCUAGGCCGCCGCGCGCUCCCUACACGCCGCAAUGCACUCACGUCAACAUGACCCGCGCCUACGGCGCAACUUGCCAGAACUGCAACCGCAAGUCUCCCUUGGGCUGGGUCUGGCAAUGCACCUAUGACGAGGGCGACGACCCGUGGACUGCCGUCAAGGGCCGCCAGUCCGCUGUUGAUGCAUGCGAUCCCUCCGACCGCAUUGGCGUGAUGAAGGCGCUCCAAUUCCAUCAGUCCGUCAUCGACCAGGCUGAAAAUGGCCUCUACACGCCUGAGCAGAUCGAACGCCUCAUUUCCCAGAAGCAGAAGGUGCUGGAUACCAUCAACAGCCAGAGCCCCGACAAGGUCGCCCAAGGUAAUGUCGAGCAGUCGGAAGUUGUGGACAUACCCACUUUGAUUGCUAACUUGGUGCGCCAAGAAAUCCGCACCCAGCUCUCGUCUGCCAGUGCCACCACCGUGGCCAAGGAGCGCGCCAAGCACGCGAGAACCGUCCACCCUAGGUGCAGGUACAAGUGCUGUCAGUCUUGCCGCGGUGACUUUAGGGGCCGUGCCUUCGAGUCCUUCGAUGCCGUGUUCAAUGGAGAAGUGAAGCCUCUGCGGCUGGCUGACAUUUCUGCCCUGCCUGUCCGCGAUGUCCAAGUCAUGCGCAAUAUAGGCAUGAAAUCCCCUCCCCCCUUGGUUGAAAGUUCAAUUCCUACCGACUCAGAGAACAGCGAGCCCGAGGACAUCGAGCCUGCAGACAGCGAUCCCGCAGACAGUAUCCGCACCUGGAGGACCACCGACUCCGCCCAUGAGUUCCGCAGCCGCGAGUCUGCCCAAGCCAGAGCCUUCUACAAAGUCGAGCCAGUGAACGACCUGGGCAUGUACGAAAGUAUGCACUUCAACGACUUUUCCUUCCGCCGAAGCGUUCGCAACAGCGUCUCGCUCGCAGUCAAACACGUCUUCGGCAAACGUCGCGACUCCUCUUCUGAUGGUUCUGCAGUCACCCUUCCAGUCGCUCGUUCCACAAAGUCCUUCAAGAAUAUGCAGGAUUCCGGUCUCAGUCUUCCAGGAUCCUUCUUUUCCCCGCGCAACACCUCGAUUUCGGCCGUGGCUCCUAGCACCAUAAUGCGCGAAGGCAUUCCCACGCCUGCGCCUACGUGCUCUUCCAGUUCCAACAGCAGUAUUGUCGAUGAUGAUGGUGGCGUCAGUCUGGCUGAAGAGUCAGCCCGGCAGUCCACGCCCGGUCCUCUACCUCAGACACUCAUUACUCAGGCUUAA
Messenger RNA from Lasiodiplodia theobromae, 1371 nucleotides. Its product is annotated as Flagellar motor protein. The transcript has 3 exons. Lineage: Eukaryota; Fungi; Ascomycota; Dothideomycetes; Botryosphaeriales; Botryosphaeriaceae. The coding region runs from base 1 to 1371 and encodes 456 amino acids. The record is from RefSeq and is a predicted model, not a curated record.